UCGAGUUUCGCGCUUCGGUUUUAGUUUAAUAUCGACACGUAUCGCAGAAUGGUGGCGUUACUUUGUCGCGAUUUUCUUCUUUCUGGUCGUCGUCGUCCUUGUUAUCAUCAUUGUUGUUAUUACGAUUAUCGUGUAAUAUACUCGUAGUUUUUCAGUUCAUCGUAUUGGUGAUGCGAACUUUUUUUGCUCCAGCAACGACUGCACUUUGUCAUCUUAAGGCUUGCUAGUCCUGAAGGUGAAAUUUUUCCAAUAUGAGUUGAACAAGGACAAUAUGAAGUAUCAAAUUUAUUUAUUCGUGGUUCUGUUUUUCAUUUUUCUAUCCAACGUCAAUGUUUCAACAGGUAAUAAGAUUAGUGAAGCAAAUCCUGAUGCUAAAAGAUUAUACGAUGACUUAUUGAGCAACUAUAAUAGAUUAAUCAGACCUGUAGAAAACAAUACGGAAAAACUCACCGUUUGGUUGGGUUUGAAAUUGGCUCAGCUCACCGAAGUGAACCUCAGAAAUCAAGUAGUAACAGCUAGCAUUUGGGUAGUGCAGAAAUGGUUCGAUUAUAAAUUGAGAUGGGAUCCGAUAGAAUACGGCGGUCUGGAAAAAAUUAUUGUGCCUUCUGAAUUAAUUUGGUUACCUGAUAUUGUUCUAUACAACAAUGCUGAUGGAAAUUUUGAAGUAACACUGAUGACCAAAGCUAACUUGAAAUACGAUGGGGAAAUCGUCUGGGUACCUCCAGCUAUUUAUAAAUCCUCGUGCGAGAUGAACGUUUUGUAUUUUCCAUUUGACGAGCAAAACUGCUUAUUGAAAUUUGGCUCUUGGACUUACAAUGGCCUUCAAGUUGAUUUGAAACAUAUCGACGGAGUUAAUGACUCUACUAUGGUCGACGUUGGGAUCGAUUUAAGCGAAUUUUUAUUAUCAGUUGAAUGGGAUCUGCUCGCAGUACCUGCCACCAAAAACGAAGAAUUCUAUCCUUGUUGCACAGAGCCUUAUGCUGAUAUCACUUUCAGCAUAUUGAUGAGAAGGAAAACGUUAUUUUAUACGGUGAAUUUGAUCAUUCCUUUAGUCGGUAUUACAUUUCUGACCGUUUUGGUGUUUUAUUUACCAUCCGAUUCGGGAGAAAAAGUAACGUUAUGCAGUUCGAUAUUGGUAUCGCUGACUGUGUUUUUCCUCCUGUUAGCUGAAAUUAUUCCCCCGACGUCGUUAGCUGUUCCACUAUUAGGAAAAUAUCUGCUGUUUACGAUGACGCUGGUGACUCUGUCAAUUUGUGUCACUGUGUGCGUGCUAAAUGUGCAUUUCAGGUCACCAGCGACUCAUAAAAUGUCACCGUGGGUACGCAAGAUAUUUCUAGAUAUCAUGCCUCCUUUACUAAUGAUGCGUAGGCCACCAUAUACUCUAGCCGAUCUGUACGGACAUAAUUAUCUGAUGGGAAGCUCGGCGUAUAUCUGCGACGACGUUAGGGAUAGUUUUAGCGAAGGGUAUGGAGUCGAUCCAAAAAACAGCAGUCCUCGUGAAUUGACAGUAGGUUAUGAAACUAUGUCAUCGAUUUAUAAAUCUUCGUGUUCGAGAGAAUCACAUAAAGGACACGACUCUGCUCCCAUUGAUCCAGAAAAUAUUAUACCACGUCAUAUGUCUCCCGAUGUUCUCACCGCAUUGCAAGGUGUUCGCUUCAUUGCUAACCAUAUUAAACACACUGAUAAGGAAAAUGAGGUGAUAGAAGACUGGAAAUACGUAUCCAUGGUACUGGAUAGAUUUUUCCUAUGGGUUUUCACGAUCGCUUGUAUCGUUGGCACUUGUAUGAUCAUUUGUCAAGCUCCAUCUCUUUACGAUAAAAGACAACCGAUAGAUCAAUAUUUCAACGGAACGAAAAAGAAUUUCAUCAUUCCCGUACCUUUUGUUUACAACAUGACGGCUGAAAAGGAAGAUAGCACGUUUUAAGAGCUCAAAACACCUGAGAAAUUGUGCUAAUUUCACGUUACAAAUCAUAUCUUGAAAUCAGAUGUACUUAUACUUUUACCUACGCGUAUUACAUUUACAUGUACCUAGUUCAAAUUAGAUAAUAAAAAUGCGACACGUGUUUUCAAAUUUCAAAGAUGAUGUUGCAACGAAAAAAGGGUAUUCGUGUAAUUGCAUAGGUGGCUUUUCGGCUCUAAGUUAUAGCUUAUCGUUAUUAAAUCAACUGGACGUUACAUUGAUUCAAAUUUAUAUAGAUCUGUUCAAGUCUUCCCAACAUCAUCUCACAAGGUGUUACACUCGUCAAAAUCUUUCCUAUACUUAUAGGUAUUACCCAUGCCUUGUUAUCUGUAAGUAGUACUUAAGCGUUAAUUAGUGCUGCGGUCAUCAAAUUUUGUUGUUAUUUUUCAAAGUUGAAGAAUUAUGCUGUUUAAUAUUUAGUGUAAGUAAAUGAUUUUUAAAAAACGUUGUUAUAAAUGUUCAAUAUUUUGCUUACGUAUCUAAUUAGAUUUUGACGCGAGUGCGACUGAGUUACUAUAAGAAUAAGAGAAGAUACUAAAUUGUUUGUGAGUUACUACAUAUAUUUUACUUUUUCAUUUUUUUGACAUUAUUUUAAAUAAAUCGUUAUAAGAUCAGUGUUAAA
Messenger RNA from Planococcus citri (citrus mealybug), 2582 nucleotides. Its product is annotated as acetylcholine receptor subunit beta-like 2. Gene Ontology annotation, molecular function: acetylcholine-gated monoatomic cation-selective channel activity; transmembrane signaling receptor activity. Gene Ontology annotation, biological process: signal transduction; nervous system process; monoatomic ion transmembrane transport. The transcript has 13 exons. The record is from RefSeq and is a predicted model, not a curated record. Lineage: Eukaryota; Metazoa; Arthropoda; Insecta; Hemiptera; Pseudococcidae. Gene Ontology annotation, cellular component: synapse; postsynaptic membrane; plasma membrane. The coding region runs from base 272 to 1924 and encodes 550 amino acids.